CGCAGGGGUUAUCGUUUUGACAGCAUAAUAUUUUAUUUACUGUUAUUAGAACUAAAAAAAUUUGUUUGUUCAUUUAUUUGUUUAGUCGUUCAGUUAUUUGAAGUUAGUUGAUAAAAUGGGAGGUGGAGACUUGAAUACAAAAAAGUCUUGGCAUCCGAAUACAUUCAAAAAUCAGGAACGCGUCUGGAAGGCUGAACAGGCAGAUGCUGCGGAAAAGCGCAAACUUGCUGAGUUGCAACAUGAGAUAAAUGAGGAGCGAAACCGAGAGGAACUGAAAAGUAUCGCCAAAAAAUCUGGAUUGAUAGAAGACACCGAUGGAGAUCGAAAGCUUGAAUGGAUGUACAAGGGUCCACAGGUUAACCGAGAAGAAUACCUGCUGGGGCGCACAGUCGAUAAAACCUUCGAACAGCUAGAUGCUCAGGAAAAGGCUGGUCCAAGUGUAGGAAUCAGUCAACCAAAAAAUCAUGUGGAACACGAGUGCAUUCCGUUCUCGAUCAGACAGUAUAAGGGUUUGGAGGGUAUGGAACAAGUUGAUAUGGCACGAAAAUUGAUGGAAGAUCCGCUGAUGGCCAUCAAACAGAAAGAGGUUGAGAGCCGUCAAAAGAUUCUAGAGAAUCCAGUAAAGCUCAAGGAAUUGCACAGGCUGCUAAAAAGUGAUCGGAGCAUACAGGACAGAGCAGAGAAGAAGAGUAAAAAGAAAAAGUCGAAAAAACAGAGAAAAUCUAAUGGGACCGACUCAGAUGAGGAUAAAGACUUGGACAAAAUUUUGGCAGAAAAAUAUAAAAAAGUACAAACGGUUAUAGGAGCAGAGCAGAGUGAAGAUGUAAGCUUAGACAAACUGCUUAAUAUGAAAUAUCAAAAGUUGUCUAAAGAGCUGAAUAAAUUGGCAAAACAUAAAAAAUCGAAGAAGAAAAAAAGAAAUCGAAGUAGUAGUAGCUCUGCAGAUUCUGAAUCUGACUCCCGGGAUAACCGGAAACGUGAAAGAAGACGUUCAGACUCAAGGAAUAAAUAUUCGGGACCAUCAAAGCGUCGUGAACAAAGCUUAGAAUCGGAUUCAAACUCCCGGUACAAUCGAAGGGAUCGAGGAAGACGUUCGAGAUCAAAGGAUAGGUAUUCUGGUUCAUCAAAGACUUGUAACCAAAGUACUGAAAUGAUGCGACAUUCGAAGACCUAUGACAGGUAUCACAAGAAUCAAGAUGAUACAAAAAGAGACCAUCGUCGUUCGCAUAGUCGUGAUCGCAAAUAUUCUUCAGCACUUAGAAGCGACCAAUCCAAAGAUCGAAACCGCAAACCUCCGCAAACUGCCUCGUCAAGCUCGAGCUCUGAAUCUUCUCCGCAGGAACCGCGUCGUAAUGACGAGUCCGAUGACGAAGGAAGACCACCGAUCAGUCGAAAUUUUGGGCUUGUAUCAGCAUCUGGCAAAAAACUAGAGCUUAAAAAACGAGAUGAAGUUCGCCUUUACAAACGGGACGAAAUACGAGCACAUCAGUCGAGUCAGAAGCCAUCCUGGAGUCGUCCGGAGAAAAAGAAACCUCUGACCGAGGAGGAAAUCGAAGCCAGACGGAAGGCAAUGCUGCAGAAUGCCGAGUGGAGGGACAACGAGCGACAGAAAAAUGUUCGACGUUACGAGAAUGAAGAUCGCAUGCAGGAACAGAAAGAUACGGAGAAAAAAUACGAUAAGGAUUUCCUGACGAAGCAAUUCAAGCACGCGGUUAGUAAUGAAACGGUCGAAAAGCGAAUCAAGUCGAAUCGUAACAACAUACAGCGAACAGGUGGCGCAAUGAACGCUAAUUUCGCUAGAAGAUAAAAAGUUUUCUGUUUGCAAUAAACUUCAUGUGAGGAAAAAUAAA
Molecule: messenger RNA, 1850 nt
Organism: Malaya genurostris
Lineage: Eukaryota; Metazoa; Arthropoda; Insecta; Diptera; Culicidae
Gene: Cwc25
Product: pre-mRNA-splicing factor CWC25 homolog
Exons: 3
Coding region: 116-1807 (563 amino acids)
Biological process (GO): mRNA splicing, via spliceosome
Cellular component (GO): U2-type spliceosomal complex
Source: RefSeq, a predicted model, not a curated record